AUUGCCUUGGAAGUGAAUCGCACCUACUAUAAUUUAGUGCCUGCUUACCGUAAUAGCCUAGCCUCCCGUUCGAACAACAACACGCUUUCACACACGUCGGCUUCAUACAGGAGGGGAAAACUAUCUUCGAACGUUCUUAGUGCUAAACAAAUAUUUAAAGAUACUUUUCUCAGCAGAAGCGCAACGGUUGCGAAGAAGGCGACAAUCGUUCUACAAAAACACGACCGACACGCUAAUGACGCAAUCCGAUCACAGUGAUCUUGCAAAGAUAGAUUGAGAUUCAGGUCUUGAGCAUAUACACAACUUCAAACUUGGGGGCUCAACAUCGAACUUAAGUACUCUAGCGCCGCACAACAUAACAAUAUCAACUUCAACAUCGUGGUCGUCGUUGUAGUCGUCUCGUCGCGAUCGCGAUCAUCAUCAUCAUCAUUAGAGCUCUUUUAUGCCGCCCUGAUUGCCUCAAGAUUGUUGGUGGAGCAUUUAGUCAUGUCUGACAUCUAGAGACCUUUGGAGAUUUUGCUCCUCAAAUAUAUAGUUUACUCGUACUCUCAGAUACUUGUUCGAAAUAUUGGCGUUUCGGGAAGACUGCGUUUAGUUUGCUGUUGUUGUUUUUAUUUUUGUUGUUGUUGGAAGUCGCAUCGCAGCGCGAGUGCGGGCUAAAUAAUUUUAUACCGUGUGCGUGUGGAUUAGUGGGGGGAAAUAAAACCAACGAGAAAUAAAAAAGAAAAAAGUGAAUUAAGUGCAUUUUCAUAUAAAAUCGAAAAACGAAUUUCUUGGUUUCGAAGGGCGAGUAACAUUCCUCCGGAAUUCCUCAUUUCAAUUCGUAACGAGUGAGCAGAUACCAAGCAAAUACUCAAAAUGAAAUCCAAAUACGAGAAUCUGAAAAUCAUCUAUAACCGUAAUAAAUUCGGUUGGUAUUGGGCGCCACUUUUUCUGAGUUUCUGGUUUGUUCUGUUCUACGUGACCGUAAUACCAAGUUUCGAACAUUACCCGAAUAUCUUGCACAUAAAAGAUGAAGCCAAUAAUCCGACGAGAUUUAUUGGUGAGAGGGCUGAAAAUAACUUGUUGAAUUUAACCAAAAUGGGACCGAGAGUUGUGGGAAGUGCUGCCAAUGAACAGGGAACUAUACAAUUCCUUUUGAAUGAAGUUGAUAAAAUUCAAAGUACGGCGAAGAAUGAUAUCUUUGAUAUUGAGGUGGAUGUGCAGGUUGGAUCGGGGAACUAUGUCCUUUGGAAGAUGGUGAAUAUGUAUCAGAGUAUACAGAAUGUUAUUGUUAGAGUUCAGCGGAUUGAUUCGAACAAAACAUCAUGUUUGCUUUUGAAUAGUCAUUUUGAUUCGGUGCCAGAGAGUUCAGGAGCUGGAGAUGCAGGUGCUAUGGUUGUGAUUAUGUUGGAAGUUUUGAGAGUGAUUACAAAACAGGAUACUCCAAUGGACCAUUGUUUGUUAUUCCUUUUCAAUGGUGCUGAAGAGAAUCCUUUACAAGGAUCUCAUAACUUUGUGACAAAUCAUAAAUGGGCAAAGGAUGCGAGAGCAUUGAUCAAUUUGGAUUCAGCUGGAAGUGGUAAUCGGGAGCUUCUUUUCCAAUCUGGUCCAGAUCAUCCUUGGUUAAUGAAUUAUUACGGAAAACACAUAGUUCAUCCGUUUGCAUCAACAAUUGCUGAAGAACUUUUCCAACACAACUUCAUACCUUCAGACACAGAUUUUAGAAUCUUCAGAGAUUUCGGUAAAAUUCCUGGACUUGAUAUGGCUCAUGUGGUAAAUGGCUACGUUUACCAUACCAAAUAUGACAAAUUCAACUUAAUCCCAAGACACACUUAUCAACUGACUGGUGAUAAUGUCCUCGAACUUACCAAAGCUUUUGCAAAUGCUCCUGAGCUUGAUGAUCCAUCGAAACACGCAAUUGGUCAUACGGUAUUCUAUGACUUUAUGAAUUGGAUUUUAAUUUACUAUUCUCAAACUACAGGGGUUAUCCUAAACAGUGUAGCCUGCGGUGCGGCACUCAUUAGCAUCUUCUUGUAUGUCUGGCUUUUACCUAAGCACAUGGGACUUAGACGAUCUCGUACCUUCAUUCACUUUGCCAUUAUUUUUGGAAUUCAGCUGCUUUCUGUCAUUCUGGCCGUGGGUUUCACUGUUUUGCUGGGAAUAAUUUUGGAUCUUGUAGGGUUGCCACUAUCGUGGUAUUCACAAACGUGGAUGGCUUUUGGGCUUUACUUCUGUCCGAUGUUUUUUUUUUUGGGAAUCCUGCCAGCGAUAUAUUUACAGAAAACAAAAGAGUAUGGAAUUCCACUUGGAAUCGCAGUUCAGUUGUUCAUGCACGCCCACUGCCUGAUUCUGGUCCUCAUCACUAUCCCAAUGAUCUGUUUCGGAAUUCGAUCGGCUUUCUUGCUCAUGGUUGGCAUAAUUUUCUACACUCUUUCGGUCAUCAUCAAUCUAGUCACUUGUCUUCAUAGAAAAACAUUCUUAUGGUUAAUUCCUCACAUCGUGUGCCAGAUUGUUCCAUACCUUCUUUACACCUACAAUUGUUACGCCUUCUUCAAGGUUUUCAUACCAAUGCAAGGUCGUGAUGGGCCUGACACCGAUCCAGAGGUCCUAACAAGUGGAUAUGCGGUGAUAAUUAGUUUGUUGAUUGCAGGCUUUAUAAUUCCGAUCUUAUUCAUAUUCCGAAAGACAAAAACUAUUCUUUCAAUAUUUGCCUUAAUUUGUGUGAUCUUUAUUAUUCUUGCUGCAACACCCGUUGGAUUUCCUUAUACAGCGAAGACCUCACCUCAAAGAUACUAUGUCACGAAUACCAUAAGAAGGUUCUAUAAUCCGGACAUGACUGUAAGAAGAGAAGACUCUGGAUAUUAUGUCGUACCUGUUGAUCGAAAACCCCAUUCUCUUGAUGAAUUUUUCUCAAACUCGAAUCUCACCAAAGCUUCCAGAACUGAAGACUGUGAAACAGAGCUGAUGUGUGGUUUUCCUAUUUACAAUGCCAGAUGGUUAGGAUAUAAGAGCCAAAGCUUUUGGAUACCCGGUCCAAGUCCCCAAAUAAUUGGCAUCCCGUCUAUGCGCAUUAUCUCAAAAGAAGCCGUUUCAGCAACCAAUAUUAAAUUCCAAAUUGAAAUCUCUGGACCUGACCAUAUGGGAAUAUUCAUUCAGCCGUUAGACGAUGCUAAUCUUGUUGAUUGGUCUUUUGACAAGGAACCAAUCGAUCAACAAUAUACACCGCCAUAUUUUGUAUAUUUCUCCUAUGGACUUGAUCCUGCCCCUCUUAAAUUUUAUUUGGAAUUUGAGAGAUACAGUCCCGAUUGGGAAGGUCCAACAUUUGACAUGGCUGUAAUUGGACAUCUGGUUCAUCAUGAAAUUCAUUAUACCGAUGAAUUUAGGGGAUUCAUUAAAACUUUCCCCGAAUGGUCAUAUCCCACAGCAUGGACAAGUUCUUAUCAAAGUUGGAGGCUGUAAAUAUUUAGACUUAAACAAACUAAAAUAUUUAUAAAUUAUCUAAUAAAUAGGUAUAUCUCUUUAUUUUUGCCAUUAAUCGAGCAAACUUUUUAAUGUAAAUUAUUUAUAUGCUUACAUUGAUAUAGUUUAAUAUAUUGUGUAAAAAUUUUGUUUGUAAUUUUAAUUUUAAUUAAUUUUAUUAUUUCUCAUAAAAUUAAGAUAAAUAAAGUUAAAUAUUAAAAUCAA
Messenger RNA from Eupeodes corollae, 3666 nucleotides. Its product is annotated as endoplasmic reticulum metallopeptidase 1. The coding region runs from base 859 to 3441 and encodes 860 amino acids. NCBI's taxonomy places the organism in Eukaryota, Metazoa, Arthropoda, Insecta, Diptera, Syrphidae. The record is from RefSeq and is a predicted model, not a curated record. The transcript is spliced from 12 exons. Gene Ontology annotation, biological process: proteolysis. Gene Ontology annotation, molecular function: metalloexopeptidase activity.